Messenger RNA from Penaeus vannamei (Pacific white shrimp), 2663 nucleotides. The record is from RefSeq and is a predicted model, not a curated record. Lineage: Eukaryota; Metazoa; Arthropoda; Malacostraca; Decapoda; Penaeidae.
AUGCGUCGGUUCGCGGAAUUACACUUUGCAGUUCUCUUUCUCCUUCUUCUGGUGCCCUCCUCGCUCGCACAGAUGACUAUAGUCAGCGCCGUGGACGAGAGCCUGAAGGAGGGCGCUGCGUGGCUUGAGGCCGGGAUUUCGCAGGCGGAGAAGGCGUCCAAAGUCACCCUGAACCACGACGUCGUCACCGUGUCCCUGGAUAACGAGGAACUGGGCCAAGAACAGCUAUGUUCCUCCAUCUUCAACGGCGCCGCCCUCCUGUUGGACGUGACAGCAGGGGGGUGGGCGUACGGGCGUGAAACCGCUGCCGCCCACGGAAUCCCGUACGUGCGCCUGCAGAUCUCGAAUUAUCAGUGGAUGUCAGCUGUGGACGAUCUCCUCCAGAGCAGGAACGCCACGGAUGCUGCUCUCAUCUUCGGCACAGAGGCUCAGCUCGACCAGGCCCUCUACUACCUCGUCGAAGGCUCGGUGGUCCGCGUGAUCGUCCUGGCCGGGAUCAUGUCCAACACGACGGAGACGCUGAAGAAGAUGCGACCGGCGCCGUCCUACUACGUCAUCCUCGGGACUUCCAAGGAGAUAUCCGCGCUCUUCGAUAAGGCCAUGCAAAAUGACCUCGUUACGCGAGAUUCCCGCUGGACGCUCGUGGCGACAGACUACAACCAGAGGUCUUCGAGUAGGUUGAGGUGUCUCAAGACCCGCCAAAUGCUCUACGGAUCCACGGGCGUGACGGUUAUGGCGCCCACGGAACAGGCGUGCUGUGUCGCCAGGAAGCAAGUGUCGUCGUGUGACUGCAGUUCUCUUAUUAUCCCUCGAGAACUGACCAUCAACGGCGUGAAGACCCUGACGGCGACGCUGAAGACAGACAAGAGGGCGAACGUGCAAGGGUCCUGCGACGCCCCUCCAGACACCCCGGCCUCCACCGCCUCCUUCUACGUCGCCCUCCAGCAGUGGACACAUUUCUAUACGUUAAUCUCUAUGCACUUAAAAGAGAAAACUUCCACAGCUACUCUCUCUCCCUCUCUCCACUCACUCCUCUCCCUCGCCGCCUUCUACAGGAGCUCUUGGUAUCACAACAUGGUAUGGUCGACGAACAAGAUGCAGAUGACGCCCCAGCUCGAGUUCGCCAUCACGGCCAUCAACAGCUCGACCAGCGUGGCAGUGGGAACCUGGGCGUCGAGUUCCCUCCUGACGCUGAACCCCAACUACGAGCACUCCCCCAUCAGGAGGUUCUUCAGGAUCGGAACGGUUAUGGCGCGGCCGUGGGUGUACAAGAAGGAGGGCGGCGGCGCGGCGGCCUACGAGGGCUACUGCGUGGAGCUCUCCAAGAAGCUGUCAGAGCUGAUGACGUUCGACUUCGAGUUCGUGUUCCCGGCGGACGGACACUACGGGGCGCGGCAGAAGAACGGCUCGUGGAACGGCCUCGUCGGUGACCUGGCCAACGGGAACACGGACAUCAUCGUAGCGCCCCUCACCAUGACCUCAGAGAGAGAGGAAGUGAUAGACUUCGUGGCUCCGUACUUUGACCAGUCCGGCAUCUCAAUCGUGAUCAGGAAACGCCAACGCCAGGAGAAUUUGUUCAAGUUCAUGACCGUCCUGAAGGCGGAGGUGUGGGUGUCCAUAGUGGCGGCGCUGGUGGUCACGGGCAUCAUGAUCUGGCUGCUGGAUAAAUACUCACCUUACUCAGCCCAGAACAAUGCUGCUCUUUACCCACCCAAUUGCAGGAUCUUCACGCUGAAGGAGAGCUUCUGGUUCGCCCUGACGUCCUUCACGCCCCAGGGGGGAGGGGAGGCACCCAAGGCCCUCAGCGGCAGGACUCUCGUAGCGGCUUAUUGGCUCUUCGUGGUGCUAAUGUUAGCGACGUUCACCGCUAACCUCGCCGCCUUCCUCACCGUCGAGCGUAUGCAGACGCCCGUGAGUUCCCUGGAAGAGCUAGCGGGACAGAGCAAGAUCAACUAUACCGUGUUAAAGUCAACGGCCACAGGACAGUACUUCCAGAACAUGGCGGCCGCAGAGGAAGAACUUUACCGGGUGUGGAAGGAACUCACCCUUAACAGCACAAGCGACCAGAGCAAGUACCGAGUGUGGGACUAUCCUAUCAAGGAGCAGUAUACGCAUAUCCUUCAGGUUAUCGAGGAGACAGGUCCUGUGUCUCGAGCCGAGGAAGGUAUAAAAAAGGUCCUGGACAACGAGAACGGAGAAUUCGCCUUUAUCCACGACGCCUCCGAGAUCCGCUACGAAGUGUACCACAGCUGCGACCUGACGGAGGUGGGAGAGCCCUUCGCCGAGCAGCCGUAUGCCAUCGCCGUGCAGCAGGGAAGUCAUCUGCAGGACGAGAUCAGCAGGGCGAUUUUGGAACUGCAGAAAGACCGGUACUUCGAGGCUCUCUCCGCUCAGUUCUGGAACUCUUCAGCGCGCGGCAUUUGUCCCAAUGAUAACGACUCUGAGGGCAUCACCUUACAGUCCCUUGGUGGGGUCUUCAUCGCCACACUAAUAGGCCUAGCCCUGGCCAUGAUCGCCCUGGCAGCCGAGGUCAUGUACUACAAGCGAACCCCAUCUAAGGUCACGGACAUCACAGCCAAGAUGGCGCUCAAGUUGGACAAGGACCACGUCUCGCGAAUUAAUGUAACGCCUGUGUACUGAAGAGGCGUGGGCGGGAGACCUGU